Messenger RNA from Balaenoptera musculus (blue whale), 2337 nucleotides. Its product is annotated as ralBP1-associated Eps domain-containing protein 2. Gene Ontology annotation, biological process: endosomal transport; endocytosis. Lineage: Eukaryota; Metazoa; Chordata; Mammalia; Artiodactyla; Balaenopteridae. Bases 90 to 2036 code for a protein of 648 amino acids. Gene Ontology annotation, molecular function: protein binding; calcium ion binding. Gene Ontology annotation, cellular component: plasma membrane; cytoplasm. The transcript has a single exon. The record is from RefSeq and is a predicted model, not a curated record.
AAGGCCGAGGCUGAAGCGGCGGAGGCUGUGGUGAAGGCGGCGGCGCCUCAACCGGGGACGGUGCUCCGCUGGGCCCCCUUUCAGGCUCCAUGGAGGCGGCAGCAGGCGGGGGCUGCGGCUCUGGACCGCCGCUGCUGCUGAGUGAGGGCGAGCAGCAGUGCUACUCUGAGCUCUUCGCGCGCUGCGCCGGCGCCGCAGGCGGGGGCCCCGGGUCCGGGCCCCCUGAGGCCGCCAGGGCCGCCCCCGGCGCGGCCACCGCAGCCUCGGGCCCCGUGGCCGACCUGUUCCGGGCGUCGCAGCUGCCCGCCGAGACGCUGCACCAGAUCACAGAACUCUGUGGUGCAAAGCGGGUUGGUUAUUUUGGUCCAACACAGUUUUACGUUGCCCUGAAAUUAAUUGCUGCAGCACAGUCUGGCCUCCCCGUGCGGAUAGAGAGUAUUAAAUGUGAACUGCCGCUGCCUCGCUUUAUGAUGUCAAAAACUGAUGCUGAGAUCCGGUUUGGGAACAUGGCUGAGCUGCAUGGAACUAAAGUUCAGAUUCCAUAUUUAAUCACAGAAAAAAAUACCUUCAAAAGAAUGGAUGAUGAGGAUAAACAGCAGGAAACGCAGUCUCCCACGAUGUCACCCCUCGCCUCCCCUCCUUCUUCCCCGCCUCAUUACCAGAGGGUGCCCUUGAGCCAUGGCUACAGCAAACUGCGGAGCAGCACGGAGCAGAUGCAUCCAGCUCCUUAUGAAGCUAGACAGCCCCUUGUCCAGCCUGAGGGACCCUCGUUGGGGGGCCCAGGAGCCAAACCCCUUCGGCAUCAGGCUUCCCUUAUCCGGUCCUUUUCAGUGGAGAGAGAACUGCAGGAUAACAACAGUAGUUACCCAGACGAACCCUGGAGGAUAACGGAAGAGCAGCGAGAGUAUUAUGUCAACCAGUUCCGGUCCCUUCAGCCUGAUCCGAGUUCCUUCAUUUCAGGUUCUGUGGCCAAGAACUUCUUCACCAAAUCAAAGCUUUCCAUUCCAGAACUCUCCUAUAUAUGGGAACUGAGCGAUGCUGACUGCGAUGGAGCCCUGAGCCUGCCAGAGUUCUGUGCUGCGUUUCAUCUCAUUGUGGCUCGGAAGAACGGCUACCCACUGCCUGAGGGCCUGCCUCCAACUCUGCAGCCAGAGUACCUGCAAGCAGCCUUUCCUAAGCCCAAGUGGGAGUGUGCGUUAUUUGAUUCUUAUUCUGAGCCAGUGCCAGCAAACCAACAACCCCGUGACUUGAAUCGGAUGGAGAAGCUAUCUAUUAAAGACGUGGCCGACUUUCCUGUCCCUACCCAAGAUGUGACUGGUGAUGACAAACAAGCUUUGAAGAGUGCUACGGAUGAAGCCUUACCAAAAGAUAUGUCCGAGGAUUCAGCCACUCCUAAGGAUUCCAACAGUCUCAAAGCAAGACCAAGAUCCAGAUCCUACUCUAGCACCUCCAUAGAAGAGGCCAUGAAGAGGGGCGAGGACCCUCCCACCCCGCCACCGCGGCCACAGAAAACCCAUUCCAGAGCCUCCUCCUUGGAUCUGAAUAAAGUCUUCCAGCCCAGUGUGCCAGCUUCUAAGUCAGGAUUGUUACCUCCACCACCUGCGCUUCCUCCGAGACCUUGUCCAUCGCAGUCUGAACAAGGAUCUGAGGCCGAGUUACACCCUCAGCUGAACAGAGCCCCCUCCCAAGCUGCGGAAAGUAGUCCAACAAAGAAGGACAUACUGUAUUCUCAGCCCCCAUCAAAGCCCAUCCGUAGAAAAUUCCGACCUGAAAAUCAAGCUACAGAAAAUCAAGAGCCUACUACUGCUGUAGGCGGGCCAGCUUCUGUAGCAACCGUGAAACCCCAUCCAACAGUCCAAAAACAGUCUUCCAAACAGAAGAAGGCUAUUCAAACUGCUAUCCGCAAAAAUAAAGAGGCCAAUGCAGUGCUGGCCCGGCUGAACAGUGAACUCCAGCAGCAGCUCAAGGAGGUUCAUCAAGAACGGAUUGCAUUGGAAAACCAACUGGAACAACUUCGUCCAGUCACUGUGUUGUGACCCCCAAGAUUCAAGUAACAGUGGGUGACCUUUCCUGCCAAGAUCUUUCCUUUGAAUGUUUCAACGCAACUACUUGUCAUAGAUGUCUGAGACUGUGUCAAAAGCUCUUAGCGGCGGAAUAUAAUCCAUAUCACCUUUUCUCUUGUGCUUCACGUGUACGUUUUACUGUGGUGGAAAAAAUACAACUGAUUAUCACACUUGAAAUUGUAACUAUCAGUGGAAUUUACCUCCCAUUCUUAAGUACUUCCUCAAGGUGUUAGAUGUUGCUCCUUACCCAAAACCAAUCUUCUAGCAAAUAAAA